GUGUGUAACGGAGUCUCCCCCCCCGUUGUAGGAUGAAGGACUUGGGGGUCUCUCUGUCGCCCGGACAGCGCGUGGCUCUCACGUGGGAUGGAGGCUCCUCGGAGGAUCUGGAGCGUUUGGUGUCGCGGGUACAGGAGACGAUCUCACCCGGAGGGACCGUUUCUGUGGAGAACGUGCACCGCCUGGUGCUGUCCGCCCACCCGGCGUCCAGCUUCGAUGCCGUCCUCCUGGGUCUGCUCCCCGACAGCGUGUGCGUUCACAGCUACGACGUGCUGGCCGAAGCGGCUCGCAUCUUGAAACCAGGAGGGGUUGUGGUGAUUCGGGAGCCUGUGUCCACCGGAGCGGGUAACGAGGGGGGGCUUCGGACCCCAGAGCGCCUGUCCUCUGCUCUCACGCUGUCGGGACUGACGGGAGUGGCGCAGCUGCGCCAAGAGCCCCUUUCCCCCCAACAAUCGCAGGCGCUCGGCGAGAAGCUGGCGGUCUCCUCCGAUGACAAAUCCGCAGUCCAAGUAAUCGGGAAGAAACCCAGCUUUGAGGUUGGAUCCUCUCGACAGCUGUCUCUCUCCAAGCACCCCGUACCGGUGAAACCUUCGGUGGAUCCCGCAGCCGUGAAGCUCUGGACUCUUUCAGCGAGUGACAUGAAUGAUGAGAAUGUGGACCUUCUGGACUCUGAUGAGUUACUGGAUCAGGACGACCUGCAGAAGCCUCUUCCGUCCUCCUUGAGCUCCGGUGGAUGUGGGGAAGGAGGUGAAAAGAAACGAAAAGCUUGUAAAAACUGCACUUGUGGAUUAGCUGAGGAGCUGGAGGAGGAAAAGACGCAGCAGAUUUCCCCCAAGAAUGCCCCUUCUGCCUGCGGCAGUUGUUAUUUAGGAGACGCGUUCCGCUGUGCCAGCUGUCCGUAUCUCGGGAUGCCAGCGUUUCAGCCCGGUGAGAAGGUCCUUCUGAAGCCCACACAGCUCCAGGACACGUAGCGUGUGGAAGCGGCACGCAGUGCAUGUGCAAAGGAGCCUGAUGGAGGUGCUUUGCUCGUGGAACCUAUAAUGUGAAGGGCUUGCCAGAGCGUUGACAGCUGACAAGUGUGCAAGAGAUCGUUCGUGGCUGUUGUGUGAUUCAUUUUGGACCUGUUCCCACGCAGAGGGCCCGAAAAUUGCUUUUUUUUUUUUUUUCCUUGCAUUUUAACACAACGUUGCUCAAAAAUGUCAUGCACAGGCCCACGCGAGAAACUCAAGAUAUGAAGGAGAAGGUCAGAUUUUGCUGCCAGGGUGUUUGUGGGUCUGUGGAAAUUCCUCUGCAUGCCGUGCGAAGCACGUCGCGGUCUUAACCUUUCGCUCGCUGUGUCCGGUAGAUCUUGUCAUUGUCUUUGCUUUGAAAUAAAACAUUUAUUUAGGAUGUGCU
Spea bombifrons (plains spadefoot toad) is the source of this 1395-nucleotide messenger RNA. It is a transcript of the gene CIAPIN1, whose product is annotated as cytokine induced apoptosis inhibitor 1. Gene Ontology annotation, molecular function: iron-sulfur cluster binding. Gene Ontology annotation, cellular component: cytoplasm. Gene Ontology annotation, biological process: iron-sulfur cluster assembly. NCBI's taxonomy places the organism in Eukaryota, Metazoa, Chordata, Amphibia, Anura, Pelobatidae. The transcript has 8 exons. The record is from RefSeq and is a predicted model, not a curated record. The coding region runs from base 33 to 971 and encodes 312 amino acids.